AUGUCUCUCUUCUUCCGUCGCGGUCUUGCCACCUCUUCAGCGUCUUCCUUAAAGAAGGCUUCUAAGGUGGUCUGUAUUGGCAGAAACUAUGCAGACCACAUCACGGAACUGAAAAGCGCCCGUCCCAAACAGCCAUUCUUCUUCAUCAAGCCUCCAAGUUCCAUCCUUCCUCCUGGCGCUGGCCCAAUCAUCAGACCCCGAGGUGUGGACUUGCACUAUGAGGUCGAGCUGGCUCUGAUCAUGGGCAAGCAGGUCAAGGACUUGGAGCCCGGUGACUUGAAAGGCGCUCUAGAUUCCAUCGAGAGCUACGCGAUGAGCAUCGACAUGACGGCCCGCAACGUCCAAAACGAAGCUAAGAAGAAGGGUCUCCCCUGGUCCAUAGCAAAGGGCUUCGACACCUUCCUCCCCAUCUCCAACAUCAUCCCCAAAUCCGCCAUCCCCGACCCCCACAAAGUCGAUCUCUACCUCGAGGUUAACGGAGAGAGCAAGCAGGCAGACUCCACGGAAUUGAUGCUGUUCCAGAUCCCGAGGAUACUGAGUGAUAUCUCGAAAGUCAUGACGCUCGAGAAGGGAGAUAUUGUACUGACGGGGACGCCGAAGGGCGUGGGGAGUGUGAAGCCGGGGGAUGUGUUGAGGGCUGGUCUCAGGAUUGGGGGGAAGGAGGUCGAGGAGGGGAGGAUCGAGGUUUUGGUUGAAGAGUCUACAAGCUCAUACGAGUUUAAAGAGACGUAG
Messenger RNA from Drepanopeziza brunnea f. sp. 'multigermtubi' MB_m1, 732 nucleotides. RefSeq lists its product as uncharacterized. Gene Ontology annotation, molecular function: acetylpyruvate hydrolase activity. Gene Ontology annotation, cellular component: mitochondrion. The record is from RefSeq and is a predicted model, not a curated record. NCBI's taxonomy places the organism in Eukaryota, Fungi, Ascomycota, Leotiomycetes, Helotiales, Drepanopezizaceae.